UUCAAAAGAUGUAUCACAACAUACCCUUCCCAGGGUAAAUGCCGUCCCCGCUAAGGGAUUAAAGUUACAUUGUUAAUGUGUAAAUAUGUCCCCCUAAAAACAAAAGUAUACGGGUAUAAUUGAAAGAAACAAAUAUUUUUUUUAGAAAGGUGGUAAAACAUAAAUUUAUACUUUCUUUAAUUUAUAUUAGUUUCUUAUCAAACUCUUUAUUUUUUUAGUUUUCCAGUUAAAACACAACUCAAAAUAUCACGUGAUGUAAAAGAUACCACAUACGUAUUUGUUUUUGUAGAUAUUAAAAAUUUAAUUGCUUAGUGGAUAAAGAAAAUUACUAAUAUAAUGGCAAAUUAGCAAAAACUUCCUACAAACAAGUUGAGUAUCCUUAAUACCUACCUAUAGGUACCUUUAUUUGGGUUAAAGCAGCGAACUUAAAAAAUGAAUAGGUUUUCUUUGUUUGUUUUUGUAAUUGUUUCAAUUGUUGGGAGUUUAGCAGAAGUAAAUGGAGCUUCUUUAGAAGGAGGUGCUAGUCUGAACGGCAACUCUGUAGAGAUUCAUGGGGUUAUUGAGGGGCCAAGGGGAAAAUAUGAAGUUGAAGAAAAUAAAGAAAAAGGUGUAGCAAAAUUCCUAACAAAAUUAAUAUUUCUACCGAUAACACUACCCAUAUGGAUUACAAAAUGGACUUUCAAACUAAUAGAAGACAUAAUAACAUUAAAAUUACAAAUUAUGGUUAUGAUUUUCCACAAAAUUUACGAAGGAUUUGAAGUUAUAUGGAAUCUUUACAAAAAAAUUCUUAAAGGUGUCCUGGAUAUUGUUGCCAAAAUUGGAAUAAUAAAAAUUGAGUUAAUUGCCUGGAUGAUACUGCAAAUAGAAAAUGGCAUUGGAUAUAUAUUGGCUUUAUUAACAAAAUUGAAAGUAGACUUUGUUAAUAUAUCAGCAGGAAUUACUGCUGCCAUGUUGGGCGUAGUUGGUAAAAUAUUAGGAGUAUUUAUAAACCUCUCUGCUGCCAUAUUAUUGGUAGUGGCUAAAAUGUUACUGAAAGUGCACGCAGUUUUGCUCAAAUUACCGGGCGUCAUGCACUUUGAGGCGAUUUUACGGGAGUGGGGAGGUAAAAUAACCAGCGAUAUUGUUUUGUCCAGCGUCUUUAACGUGCUUAGAUGGAACGAGAAGAUAAUGAGCAUCACUAGUCAAAGUAAAAUAUUAACUGGGGCACAUAGAUACAUGUGGAAUAUUUUCAAUGCUGUUAUUGGGUUUCCAUGGAAAUAAUAAUUUUAAUUAAUAAAUGUUAUUUGAGUUGAAACA
Brassicogethes aeneus is the source of this 1296-nucleotide messenger RNA. NCBI's taxonomy places the organism in Eukaryota, Metazoa, Arthropoda, Insecta, Coleoptera, Nitidulidae. The record is from the annotation of a GenBank genome assembly.